AUGAACUCCGCCACUAUGCCGCCGCCGCACGUUGCUUUCAUCGCCUUCCCGUUCGGCUCCCACCCGCUCUCGAUCUUCCAAAUCGCCCGAACCGUCGCCGCCGCCGCCCCCUCCGCCGUCGUCUCCUUCCUGGCCACGCAACGCGCCCUCUCCUCUCUUCCCCCAGCUGACGACACCCCCAACCUCCGGUACGUCCCAGUCGCUGACGGCCUUCCUCCGGACGCCUCCUCCCCUCCAACCAAGGACAUCCUCCACCAGAUUGCGCUAUUCGUCUCGUCGACCCCCGGUAACCUAAAGCAGGGCAUCUCCGCUGCGGUCGAAGCCAACGGCGGCGUGCCGGUGAGCUGUAUUUCCGGCGACUCGUUCAUGUGGAUGUCAGCCGAUGUGGCGGCGGAGAUGGACGUGCCGUGGAUCCCGCUGCAUGCGGCGAGCUCCGCUGCUUUCCUCGCUCAUCUCCACACCGAUCUGCUCCGCCAGAAGUUCGGCGUCGACGGCGCGGUCGGCCGUGAGGAGGAGCUUCUAGACUUCAUUCCCGGCCUCGAAGGUCACCGGGUCCGAGACCUCCCCGAGGGAAUAAUCGCUGGUGGCAUCGAUUCCCCCGUCUCCGAUCUCUGCUACCGCAUGGGUCAACGGACCCCCAAAUCCACCGCCGUCGUUUUCAACACCUUCGAUGGCCUCGACUCCGCGAUCGAUGCCAGUUUAGCCUCCGCCUUAACCAGAUACCUUCCGAUCCCCUUUCACUUCUCGUCGUCCUCGCCGGCGGCGGACCCCAACGGCUGCCUCCCCUGGCUCGACCGCCAGGCCCCUACCUCGGUAGUCUACGUGAGCUUCGGCUCCAUCACAACCCCGCCGCUGGCAGAGCUCGCCGAGCUAGCGGAAGGCCUCGAAGCCAGCGGUGUGCCAUUCAUAUGGUCUCUCAAGGAGGCGUCGUGGGAAUGCCUGCCGCCGGGGUUCCUGGCGCGUGCGGCGGCGGCGGGGCAGGGAAUGGUGGUGGGGUGGGCGCCGCAGCAGGCAGUGCUGGGCCACGCCGCGGUGGGUGGGUUCGUGACGCACACCGGGUGGAACUCGGUGAUGGAGGCGAUCGCCGCCGGCGUGCCAAUGAUUGGCCGUCCGAUCUUCGCCGACCAUUUCAUGGCCUCGCGGUCGAUGACUUUGGAGUGGGGGAACGGGAUGGGGUUCGAGGGGGAAGUGAUGACGAAGGAGGGGGUGGUGCAGGCUCUGGAUGCGCUGAUGAGAGGGGAGAAAGGGAGGCAACUGAAGGCGCGAGCGAAGGAGCUCAAGGACGCGGCCAUGGCGGCGGCGGCGCCCGGUGGUAGCUCCCACAAUAAUUUCGAGACCAUGCUCCAGUUGAUGCUCGGAAGUCAUAAAUAA
This is a messenger RNA of Zingiber officinale, 1371 nucleotides long. Its product is annotated as myricetin 3-O-rhamnosyltransferase UGT77B2-like. Bases 1 to 1371 code for a protein of 456 amino acids. The transcript has a single exon. Gene Ontology annotation, molecular function: UDP-glycosyltransferase activity. The record is from RefSeq and is a predicted model, not a curated record. Lineage: Eukaryota; Viridiplantae; Streptophyta; Magnoliopsida; Zingiberales; Zingiberaceae.